Messenger RNA from Linum trigynum, 1461 nucleotides. Lineage: Eukaryota; Viridiplantae; Streptophyta; Magnoliopsida; Malpighiales; Linaceae. The record is from the annotation of a GenBank genome assembly.
ACGAAUUCAAGAUCAAUGUUUCUAAGUUAUUUUUAAGAAUAAGAAUGGAAGGAGAUUGCUUUGGCAAAUUGCCGGCGGAGCUACUUGGUAAGAUAGCCACCGCGCUGCCGCUGGAUGAGGCGGCGAGGACCAGCGUCCUCUCCCGCCGAUGGCGGAGUCAGUGGAGGCUGGCAGCAUUACCAAACCGCCACUUCGCCGGCGGCAGCGUCACCAAAUUCACGCCCGACGGUUACCCAAUCUCGUGCUUCGACACCGUGGGUGACUUCCUGAGCUGGGUCGACCAGGUCAUCCGCCGGCGAGAGCCCUUCCCUCCCCGCCGCCGGACCGGCUCUCUCAUAGUACCCCGCCGGACCGACCUCUCCAUCGACUCGCUGGGGCUGAAUUUCGAUCCGGAGGAUCCCCAUUACGGAUGGAUCGAAUUCAACAAGGACAGAUCCAAAACCGCAAUCCCGUUGGUGGACGGCGCGUGCACCUGCUGCCGCUCCAAAGUCGUGUCUUUUCUUAGCCGCCGGCUUCCGCAGCCUCCUCACGGGCUCUCCCUGUGCAGUCUUUUGUCGGGCGGAAGGCGGAAGGAACUUCUCAAACAGUUGACCCUGCGGAACUGCGACAUGGACAUCCUGAGCCGCCACCUCAGCGGCGACCCAGGCCACAGCUUUGAGUGUCUGAGAUCGCUGGUGGUGCAAAAGGGGCGGUCGAUAGGGGUGAGAUUCCUGGCCAGGUUCAUCUAUGGCUGCCGGGAUCUCCGGAAUAUGACAUUGGAAGACUGCAGCAUCGUCGACGACACUGUACCUUCACGCUUCAGUGGCCUGCUGGUCAUCGCGGGCAGUCCCUUGGUGCAUUUGAGAUUGACUAGAUGCAGUGGGUUUAAUGAGAUUUGGUACCAACUCGGCAAAGUAAGGAGAUAUGCUUAUCCGUCGGAGAUCUACCAAGAGACAGUAGACUACAACUUUGCUGAUUUGGACGGAACACCGCCUCUACCCGAAGAGCGACAAGGACCUGAACUUGAGAUGCCACCCAGUCUAAGGAAUGCAUUGUUGGCGUACGAGUUACGGUUACAGAAUGAUGAUGAAGAGGAGAUUACUAUGACUGAUGAAGAGGAAGUUGCCUACAACUUUUAUGAUCAAUUUGAUCGCAAUUAGUUUUGAAAUUAUUAUUAUUAUUAUUAUUAUUAUUAUUAUUAUUAUUGAUCAUCUAGGUUAACUUAUAUUCAUCUCACCAUAUUUUUAGAUAAAUUUUCAGUCUCCUUGAGUUGGGCUGAUUGCCCUCGUAAUGCUGUCUUAGAUGUACUGGUCUACUUGGAUGAAUGACUUCUCAGAAAGGUUGUCAACCCGCGGGUUGAUCCGGACCCGGUUGAGCUAGUGGGUCAAGGGUUAAUGGGUCACCCGUUUUAUCCCGGUUUAGCCCGGAAAUAUGGAAAGCGUCAUUAUAUUGUACUUAUCCUGAUAAAUUAUAUUAAAUCUC